GCGGCAGCGGCAGCAGCAGCCGCCGCCGCCGUCGCUGCCGUCGUCUCAGCAGCCGCGGUCUAGCCGCGACGACGGCAUAUUCUGUCCGUCAUGCGGCCGACGUCGGCGUGAGGAGAUCUCAUGGAUGAUCGAGGAUCUGGACGCCAUCGAGCCAGCGCCGCUUGAAUCGCAGAGAACGCCGACGAAGCUCUGCAGCUGCGAGGAAGUCGACGUGGCCGGUACCAGAGAGCGCGGUGACCGGCUUCGGAAGAUUCGCAGUACCGAAGUAAGAUGGGCCACCAGCAGCUUCCUGUCGCCCGACGACGCGAUCUGGGACUUGAGGAGACGUACCAGCGAGGGUACAGAAUUCCGCUGGGAGCUCCACACCUCGAGCACCGACCUGGAUCUUGCGAAGAAAACGAGAUGCAGCUGCCACAGUCUGACCCCGGAGGAGAAGAAGCCGGAGGGUGCGCAGCGCGGCGAUCUCAGGAAGCACCACAGCGCGGAGACGGACAAGUGGUCGGACAGACCGGGCUACCUGCUGACGCCGAUGCACGACCUAAGGAAGCACAGCAGCGACGACACGAGAUUCGCGAGAGAGGCCAGGUGGCUGCAGGUGCCGGACGUGAUGCCGAAUCCGAAACCGAGGUGUACCUGUCCCAAGGUGAGGACACCGGCACCGGAGUCACCCGUGCCGGCGCCGACGCCGGCGCCGGCGCCGGCGCCGGCGUCGGCGCCGGAACAAAAGGUCCUCGUCGAGGAGCAACCGGCGGCGCCGGCGGAAAAACUGCCGACGGCGGCGCAGAAAGAGGAGAGAAGACUGUACUACUCCAAGUCACUGACGCCCGAGGAGUCGGCCGCGCCGUGGGAGAAGCCAGAGAUGAAGAGGCAAGCCAGCGAGCAGCCGAAACCCAUCAGAAUCGAGAAGCCCAGGGAGAGACCCAGGCUAGAGCGUUCCGCUCAAGUGAGGAGCGAGAGCUCGAGGAAGUGGGGCCUCAAGGAGAAGGAGAAGAUCGUCAGCCCUCAGGUGGAGAGUAAGAAGCCGAUACGGGCGAGAUGGGCGAUGAAGCCGCACGUUUCUCUGCCGGCCGAGAAGAAGGCGCCGAAAUGGUAUCGCAGUCAAGACGAGACGAAGAGCAAGAGCUUACGCGAGCGGCCCAAAUACAGCAUACGCAGGAGCAUGUCGCCGGAGCCGGAUCCGCGGCAGAUGAAUAAGCUGGAGAACAGGAUCGUGCGACGGCUAAUCUCGCCGGAGAUCACCAUCACGAGCACCAGGUGGGCACCAUACGAGGACUCGUCGCCGUUACCGACCAUCGGGAUCAAGAAGCGCGAGCAGAAGCACAUCAGCGAGAUCAAAUGGACGCCGUAUGACGAGUCACCGAGCGACAUCCCGGUCGAAGUGAUCGACGACAAAAAAUGGUCGCCCUUCCAGAACGUCACGCCUACGCACUGCCCGCCACCGGACGCGACACCCUGCAAGAGCGACGACGAGCAGUUCCGAUGGAGGAUGCUCAAUCAGGUGGCGCCGUUUCCGCUCUACCAGGGUGGCUGGAGAGACGAGUCGCCGGAGAAGACGCCGCCGAAAAGGGUCACCACGCUCGAGGAUCUGUCGCCGCCGGUGUGGUCGCCGAUGGUGCCCGCUACGCCUACCAGCAAGCGAAAGAGCGUCGUGCCGCAGCCAGAAUCGCCGUCGCGGUAUUCACCGUCGUCGGAGCGCAGACCAAGCAAGUCUCGGCUCACCAGGAAGGGUGCGUUCAGGGCGAAGUCCAUGGCGCCCACCACUCAUCCCUUGGAGGACAGACUGCCGCAGGUGACGACGACGACGGCUCUGGCGCAGCAGCAGCAGCAGCAGCAGCAGCAGCAGCAGCCGCCGCCGCCGCCGCCGCCGCCGCCGGUGAUUGUACGCGCCGCCAGUGAGGAGCCCAGGCGACAAAGGCCCCAGCUGAUGAGAUCCAAGGCUCUGCUGGAGGUACCGGUGCCGAUCGACUCUACCAAGAGAUCGCUGAGCGAAGAGGGACCCCGUAUGCGACCUCGCGAACGCCCGAGAGCGCCCGGCAGAGCCCGCAGCGAGGAGGUAUCCAAGUACGGCGAUCCCUGGUUCGAGGCCGAGUCAGCGGAGUUGCGCGAAUACGUCACCACGGUGUGAUCGUAGCUUCCGGGGGAUCGUCGCCGGCGGUACCACACACCACCGGGUACUCGAACGUUCGGUUAUCGCAUCACGUAAUCACACCGCGGCAACUCUCGCGGCGUCGCGCGACAUGCGUGAUGAACUCGUCGCGGUGAUCGUUGCUGCACAGGCUUCUCGCCACAGGAGAGAUUAUUUUCUAAUGUCCAUUAUCCGCGGUUUUAUAAAGUUACCGGACGCGCGAGGAAUAGCAAAAGAAGCAAAAGAAGAAACGGCGAUCGGCGACCGGCUGUGUCGAGACACAGAGAAACUAGUCGACAGGGGACAGGCGUCCCGCGCGCGGAAUCGAAACGCGGUCGAUUUCCACGUAAGGGCCUCACGAAGAGUACACAUACACAUAGGCACACACACACACACACACACACACACACUUUCGGAAUCAUCUAAGAGACGGCUGAGUGCAAAAGAGCGAAAUCAUUCACAGCGAAAUCGUGCGAGUGGAUGCGAACAGAUUCUAACACUCGAUCGUCCGCUGAGAGGCGCCGAAAACUUCGUUGGCCUAUACGAAGACUACGAUGGAAAAUGGCAAAAACGACAAAGAGAAAAAAACUAACAAGCUACAUCACUCUGAACAUUUGGCAUUCGACGAUCAUGAGAAAGGAAGAGGAAAGGAAAGAGAGAGGAAGAAAAGGACAAAGAAAGAAAGAAAGAGAGCGGAGAGAGAGAGAGAGAGAGGGGGGAGGGGGGGGAGAAAAGGAGAAGGAGAGAAUAGGAAAGGACAAGACAAAUACAAGCAAACGAGUUUAAAAGAACGAACGAAAAUCGAGGCGAGGGGUCAAGGACUGAUUAUUAUUUAUAAAUAGCGUAAUAUAUACGCGUGCGUUUUGUUGCCGUUGCGGGGAUGAGAAACAUAGGUAUUCCUCCUCAGGUCAUGGCAUAUGAAUAUUCUCAGCUCAACACGGAAUGUAAUGUAAUCGCGGCCAAACGCGACCGGUGUGCACGACUCGACCGGCGGAAUCAUGGCGAGGCGACGGCAGCGGCGGCGAGGGCGGCGACAGCGGCGGAGAGAAGCCGACGCUUCUCGUUGCCCAAGUGCGCGAUGACGCGAAACGACGACGGUUCAUGUAGCACGUUAAUCGACAGCUCUAACGUAAACAGUACAUAACACUAAGGAUUAAAGUACCGACUUUAGCGAUAAUAAAAAUAAGAAUAAAAUAAUA
Molecule: messenger RNA, 3324 nt
Organism: Harpegnathos saltator (Jerdon's jumping ant)
Lineage: Eukaryota; Metazoa; Arthropoda; Insecta; Hymenoptera; Formicidae
Product: serine/arginine repetitive matrix protein 1-like
Exons: 1
Coding region: 125-2125 (666 amino acids)
Source: RefSeq, a predicted model, not a curated record